AAUCUUUAUCAGGCAACACGCAGGUGGUAGGUGCACCAAAUUUAGUUAGCACGAAUGCCCAAAGAAUAUAAAUAAUGAACUGCGUAAAAUUGCGUGCCCUUUUUAGUAGGUAGCUAUAAGUCUUACCUGUAUAAGAUUAAUCUAUUAAUAAUACUAACCUAGUUACUUAAUUGAAGAUACAUUAUAUGUCUAAUUUCAAUUUACGUUUAACCAUUUUUACUACCAGUUUCAUUCUAUAAUGGCUCGGUGGUGGGUAGUAACUAGUAACUAUAACUAUAAUGGAAAAGGAAAAAGCAAAUGUUACUUCAAUAUUUUAUGAAGUCGCACUAUGCGCAUGUAUUUAAGUGUUCAGUUGUCAUGUCGGUUACAUUGAAAGUAAUCAUUUUUAUAAGGGAUGAAAGCCUUCCACGUGGUACGUUUUGUAUAUUUCAUUUCCUCAAGCGUUCUUAUUCGUAUAUUUCUUUAUGCAGAAAUCGAAUAACAAUCUCAAGCAUGCGCUUGAUCAUUUACAUUUCAAAUUAGUUUAAAACUGGAGGUACAUUAGUGUUUUAUUGAUUAUGCAUACGGAAGGAAAUGCGGUAUAUAUGUUUAUAGUUAUUUUUUAUUUUUAUAUAACAACCACCCUACUUGCAUGUCGUCCAGUCGCAUAGGCGACAUUGUACGUUUCAGGCCAAUGUUAUAGUAAUUCCGGCAGUGUUACUAUAAGCGCGAAAAUAUUUUUGAUGACAAUUUUUUGUACGUUAUAAAGUUACUAUGGAAUCAUUUAACGACGAUAAAAGAGUAGUAGUGGCGAAUUAUACAAAGUUGUCGGAAAAUAUAAGGCGUUUAACACCGCAAGGUAUACAGUGCAGUGUUUUCUGUGGAGGUACGAAUUGUAAAUAUGAAAAUCCAGAAAAUUGGACUGCGGACAGUUUGGCAAUUCAUGGAAUAUAUUCUCAUUGGAUAACGGAUGACAUCUUGGCUAUGGCACGUCCAAGUACAGCAGUGAUAAUUAAAAAAAAUAUUAUUGAACAGUUUCAAAGUUUAGGCAUCAAGUCCAUAAUCAAUUUACAAAGUGCUAAAGAACACGCAAGUUGUGGCGAACCAUUAGAGGAUUCAGGUUUUUCAUAUGACCCAAACAUAUUUAUGGAAAACGACAUUUACUACUACAAUUUUGCAUGGAAGGACUAUGGUGAUGCAUCUUUGUCAGAGUUACUGAACCCAAUUAAAGUGCUAGCGUUCGCAGUCACAGAAGGACGCGUCGCCAUUCACUGCCACGCAGGUUUGGGACGGACGGGAGUUUUAAUAGCAUGUUAUCUGGUAUACUCUUUAAGAGUGAGCGCAAAUGACUCUAUUAAAUUUGUAAGAUUAAAAAGACCAGGAUCGGUGCAAACAAGAGGGCAAAUCAAUUGCGUUCGACAUUUUGCACAGUUUAUUCUUCCUCAAAAUAUAACGUACUAUCUUAAGUAUUCCAAAGGGAAGUAUAUGGUGCCGUAUACCCUUAAAAAGUUUUUGAGAAGACAAAGGAUAGUACUGCAUGGAUAUGACGAACGUAAUUUUAAAUACAUACCUAAGAUUGUUCAUGUAAUUUGCGAGAGAAUGUUGGAGUUAUGUGGCUGUCAAACUGAUGAAUUUUCUUCAAAUGCACUCUCGAUAACACAAAACUUCCUUUGUAUAAAGGUACAUGGUGGUACCCAGCAACAAGAGUCCUUUUCCCGUGUAUCCAGCGUUGACGACAUUCUUUCGACUGACGAUCUGCCAAAGCUUCCGACAUGCAACAGUUCUUACACAUGCAACGCAACUUCUCCAAGUCCUAGUCCGUCGGAAUGUGACGAAAACACAGAUGCAUCUGUAAAGUUUAGUGAUUCGUACUCAGAUCUAAGUACUUUGGAUGGAGAAGAAUUGAAGGAAGACGUAAAGGAUUUAUUGCUGAACGAAAAUAAAUGUUUUCAAGAACUAGUCACCAAUAAGCAAAAAGAGGAUACUGAUUCUCUCCGAGAAAUAUAUGAUCGAAGUGAAGUCAUCUCAUCCCUUCUAAUUCCCUUUGACAAUGCCGACUCAAAAUUCGCACAAACAAUUUUGGAAUACGAAAAUACCAUAAAUGCAUCUCAAUUUGGAUGGAAACUUUUAAAAAAUGAAACCAAUAUUGCUAUGUUGGCAAGUUUACUUUACGACUGGUUAGAAACCUUAAGAAGUCCAGUGUUGGGAACAGACGAUUUAGAAGUAAUUGUAAUUAAUUACAAAUUAACGGAGCAGUGUUUAGCAAAGUUUGAUUUGGAAGAAGCGUGUUUAAUCGAAUAUUUGAUUAACUUUAUUGCCAAGCUCGGGCCGAUGUCAGAUAAAGAUGAGGAAAACGUACUCUUGAGAAUGUUAGCUGCGUUAACUCAGCAAACUGUCGUUAUAGAAAAUGAAACGUUACCGAUGGGUAGAGACUUUCGAAGAUUUCGUGAAGGAACUCUAACCUGUGCGAGGCAUUUCUUUAAGGCUCUUCUUCCAUUAACAACUGAACAUCAUCAAAAAUUUGCAAAAGCAAGAAUUGGCGGUACCAGUGCACAUAGUAGUGCAGAAUCUGACAAUCAAAAUAUGUGAAUGUGGCUUCCUUUUCAUAAGAUUCCAAAGUCAAUUGUAAAAAAUAGUUCAUAUUUUGUUACAGUAUUUGCAAAUAAAUGAUAAAAGUGUU
This is a messenger RNA of Photinus pyralis (common eastern firefly), 2659 nucleotides long. Its product is annotated as protein tyrosine phosphatase domain-containing protein 1-like. Gene Ontology annotation, molecular function: protein tyrosine/serine/threonine phosphatase activity. Bases 754 to 2568 code for a protein of 604 amino acids. The record is from RefSeq and is a predicted model, not a curated record. The transcript is spliced from 11 exons. Lineage: Eukaryota; Metazoa; Arthropoda; Insecta; Coleoptera; Lampyridae. Gene Ontology annotation, biological process: cilium assembly; protein dephosphorylation.